This is a messenger RNA of Galendromus occidentalis (western predatory mite), 1512 nucleotides long. RefSeq names its product pentatricopeptide repeat-containing protein At1g10270-like. NCBI's taxonomy places the organism in Eukaryota, Metazoa, Arthropoda, Arachnida, Mesostigmata, Phytoseiidae. The record is from RefSeq and is a predicted model, not a curated record. The transcript has 2 exons. The coding region runs from base 1 to 1512 and encodes 503 amino acids.
AUGGUUUUCUUCUUGCGAUCGAUUUUCUUCGUGUGCGCUCUGGCCGCUGCGAGCCUUGGAGCUCCCGGAUACCAGCGACCCGACCCGCACUCUGUUUCUGAGGACUUCCAAGAAUCUCCGAAGAAAUACCGUUUUGCUUUCUCUUCGGAAGAUGCCGAAUCCAAUCAACGCCGCGAGGAAACCGCUGACGACAAUGGACACGUUAAAGGAUCUUAUUCGUUCGAUCUCCCAGACGGGACAAAACGUCACGUGAAGUACAUCGCCGACGAGGGUGGAUUCAGGGUGAAGAUAGACUCCAACGAAGCCGGCCUGGAGCCCAAGAAUCCAGCCGACGUCAAGUUCAUCGCUCAAACGAACGCUCAGCUCAAAGAAGAGCGUACCGAUAGACACUCGGCGACUCACAGCUCUCAGAGCUGGUCGGAUACAACGUCUGCUCCGCUCAAAUCAUGGUCGGACCGCUCUGCCGCUCACUCGACAAAAACAUCGGCCCGUUAUGGUGAGGCUGCUUCCCCCGCCCCUCUGAAGGCGUCGGGCUGGUCUGCCGCGACUCCAGCGCCUCAGAAGACUUCAGGUUGGUCCGAUGGGCAUCCUGCUCAGCUGACAUCGACUGGUUGGUCAAACUCUCGCCAGAAACUGUCUUGGUCGCCCGAGACCGCUUCGGCUCUUAAUGUGCAAGCCAACAAGUGGGCAGAUGAGCUCCCCGUGAAAAACACCGCAUGGUCCGAUGAUCGAUCCGCCCCGCUCAAGAACGCGGGCUGGUCCGAUUCCGACGCUGCUCGCAAGGAGAGCAAAACGGCAAGUCAGAGGCGGACUUGGUCCGAUAGCGAUAGCAGUCCCGCCAGCAACGAUUGGUCCCGGCCGUCAGCCGCCUUGAAGCAGGCAUGGCCUCAGGCCGCGGCGCAGAAAAGCGUCUGGUCAAACGACAAAGCUGCCCAGAAACAGGGUUGGGCCCCGAAGUCCGCCCCUCUACGAGAGAGUUUCCCCGAUGUUCCCGUGAAGCGCGGCUGGGCCCCUCACAAAUCCGCCACCGUCCGUCAGGGCUGGGGCGAUGAGGAGUCGGGUGCUCAGAAGGUACAGGAAUGGCAGUCCGACAACGUUUCCCCUAAAGAGUCCUGGUCGCAAAAACCGGCCGCUAUCCAACAGUCUUGGGCUCCUCAGAAGUCUGCUGUUAUCGGACAGGGCUGUGCUGAUGAAUCGGCCGAUUUGAAACAGUCUGCUUGGUCAGAGAGCGCCGCCGCUCAAGAGCAGAAGCCGUGGGCUGAGAAGAAGUCUGCCGUCGCAGAGAAAGCACCGAGCGAUAGCUCCGCAAAAAAUCAAGGUUGGAACAACGAGGCGCAGGAUUAUGAUUCUGUGGAAAACGUCCCUCGGCGAGGAAACCGCAAAUUCGAGAGGCUCACGGCAGAAUUAAACGAACAGAAGUCCAACGUCCAGUUGGAACUCCCGCACGCCGAUAGGGUUGAGUGGUUCGCGCCCCCAGCUGUGAGGUCCGCUGCCCUCACUCGAAAGUGGUAG